Coregonus sp. 'balchen' is the source of this 4159-nucleotide messenger RNA. The record is from the annotation of a GenBank genome assembly. Lineage: Eukaryota; Metazoa; Chordata; Actinopteri; Salmoniformes; Salmonidae.
AAUAACCACCUUGUGUUCCUGGCCGAGCUGUUCUAUUGGUUUGAGGUGGUGAAGCCCACCUUUGUACAACCAAGAGUUCUGGACACUGAAGGUAAGACAGGGGAAAUCGUUUUUUAUGUAACCCCAGAACAGUUUUUUUUUUUUUUUUGGGGGGGGGGGGGCAAACCUUCAGACAUCCCAGUGAAAGAAUUCCUGCUCUACGGAUUGGUUUCAGUGAGAGUUAUGUGUUUAUGUUUUCAGAGCCAGCCCUCACAUCGUUGAGGAACAUGCCCUCUGUUCCCAUCUCCAAUGUCACCAAGAAGAGCUUCAUGGAGAGACCGUCCAGCCCAGAACCACCCAGGUACUAUUUGUUAUUCAUUAAUGGUCCAGUGUGGUUCAGUUGGUAUGUUUGAUUCCCACUCGGGGCACCCAGAAGAAAAUGUAGGCACGCACUACACUCUCAAGUUGCUAUCUAGAACCUAAAAGGGUUCUUUGGCUGUCCCAAUAGGAUAACCAUUUGAAGAAACCUGUUUGGUUUUAGGUAGAACCCUUUUGGUUCUAGGUAGAACCCUUUUGGUUCUAGGUAGAACCCUUUUGGUUGCAGGUAGAACCCUUUUGAGUUCCACAUCACUAAGUACCUAUCAUGGUCCAAACACACCAAGACAAUCGUUAAGAGGGCACGACAACACCUAUUCAAAUCAUAUCAAAUGUUAUUGGUCGCAUACACAUGUUUAGCAGAUGUUAUUGCGGGUGUAGCGAAAUGCUUGUGUUCCUAGCUCCAACAGUGCAGUAACCGUCAGGAGGCCGAAAAUGUUUGGACCUCUAUACCAGGCGGUGUCAGAGGAAUGCCCUAAAAAUUGUCAAGACUCCAGCCAACCAAGUCAUAACUGUUCUCUCUGCUACCGCACAGCAAGCGGUACCGGAGCGCCAAGUCUGGGAACAAAAGGCUCCUGCACACACACAUGCAUAUUGAUGCCACACACAAGUACAUUCACAUUCCUUCACACUCUUCACAUACGCUGCUGCUACUCUCUGUUUAUUAUCUAUGCAUAGUCACUUUACCCCUACCAACAUGUACAAAUUACCUCGACUAACCUAUACCCCUGCACAUUGACUCGGUUCCGGUACUCCUUGUAUAUAGCCUCGUUAUUGUUAUUUUAUUGUGUUACUAUUUUUCCUUUAGUAUAGCAAAUUUGUCUUACUUUUAAAAAAGUUGCAUUGUUAGUUAACCUGUUGUAUUCGAAGCAUGUGACAAAUAACAUUUGAUUUGAUGUAGAACCCUUUCCACAGAGGGUUCUACAUGGAGCCCAAAAUAGUUCUACCUUGAACCAAAAAGGUUCUACCUGGAACCAAAAAGGCUUCUCCUAUGGGGACAGCCGAAGAACCCCUUUUGGAACCCUUUUUUCAAAGAGUGUACUGUAAGUCGCUUUGGAUAAAAGUGUCUGCUAAAUGGCAUAUACAGUAUACACUAGAAAUUGAGCUCAGGUGCAUCCUGUUUCCAUUGAUCAUCCUUGAGAUGUUUCUACAACUUGAUUGGAGUCCACCUGUGGUACAUUCAAUUGAUUGGACAUGAUUUGGAAAGGCACACACCUGUCUAUAUAAGGUCCCACAGUUGACAGUGCAUGUCAGAGCAAAAACCAAGCCAUGAGGUCGAAGGAAUUGUCCGUAGAGCUCCAAGACAGGAUUGUGUCGAGGCACAGAUCUGGGGAAGGGUACCAAAACAUUUCUGCAGCAUUGAAGGUCCUCAAGAACACAGUGGCCUCCAUCAUUCUUAAAUGGAAGAAGUUUGGAACCACCAAGACUCUUCCUAGAGCUGGCCGCCCGGCCAAACUGAGCAACCGGGGGAGAAGGGCCUUGGUCAGGGAGGUGACCAAAAGACAUCUAAAGGACUCUCAGACCAUGAGAAACAAGAUUCUCUGGUCUGAUGAAACCAAGAUUGAACUCUUUAGCCUGAAUGCCAAGCGUCACGUCUGGAGGAAACCUGGCACCAUCCCUACGGUGAAGCAUGGUGGGGGGAUAUUUUUCAGCGGCAGGGACUGUGAGACUAGUCAGGAUCUAGGCAAAGAUGAAUGGAGCAAUGUACAGAGAGAUCCUUGAUGAAAACCUGCUCCAGAGUGCUCAUGACCUCAGACUGGGGUGAAGGUUCACCUUCCAACAGGACAACGACCCUAAGCACACAGCCAAGACAACGCAGGAGUGGCUUCGGGACAAGUCUCUGAAUGUCCUUGAGUGGCCCAGCCGGAGCCCGGACUUGAACCCGAUCAAACAUCUCUGGAGAGACCUGAAAAUAGCUGUGAAGCAAUGCACCCCAUCCAACCUGACAGCGCUUGAGAGGAUCUGCAGGGAAGAAUGGGAGAAACUCCCCAAAUAUAGGUGUGCCAAGCUUGUAGCGUCAUACCCAAGAAGCCUCAAGGUUGUAAUCGCUGCCAAAGGUGCUUCAACAAAGUACUGAGUAAAGGGUCUGAAUACAUACGUAAAUGUGUUAUUCAGUUUUUUUUUUUUUAUAAAUGUGCAAAGAUUUCUAAAACCAGUUUUUGCUUUGUCAUUAUGGGGUAUUGUGUGUAGUUUGAUGAAGGGAAAAAGCUAUUUAAUCAAUUUUACAAUAAGGCUGUAACGUAACAAAAUGUGGAAAAAAAUCAAGGGGUCUGAAUACUUUCCGAAUGCACUGUAAACGCUACAUGCAACAAUUUCAAAGAUUUUACUGAGUUACAGUUCAUAUAAGGAAAUCAGUCAAUUGAAAUAAAUAAAUUAGUCCCUAAUCUAUGGAUUUCACAUGACUGGGCAGGAGCGCAGCCAUGGGUGGGCCUGGGAGGGCAUAGGCCCACCCACUGGGGAGCCAGGCCCAGCCAAUCAGAAUGAGUUUUUCCCCACAAAAGGGCUUUAACAGAUAGAAAUAUUCCUCCGUUUCAUCAGCGGUCCGGGUGGCUGGUCUCAGAUGAUCCCACAGGUGAAGAAGCCGGAUGUGGUCUUGGGCUGGCGUGGUUACACGUGGUCUGCGGUUGUGAGGCUGGUUGGACGUACUGACAAAUUCUCUAAAACGACAUUGCCGCCUCGGCUUAUGGUAGAGAAAUGAACAUUCAAUUCUCUGGCAACAGCUUUGGUGGACAUUCCUGCAGUCAGCAUUCCAAUUGCACACUCCCUCAUCUGUGAGACAUCUGUGGCAUUGUGUUGUGUGACAAAACUGCACAUUUUAGAGUGGCCUUUUAUUAUCCCCAGAACAAGGUGCACCUGUGUAAUGAUCAUGCUGUUUAAUCAGCUUCUUGAUAUGCCACACCUGUCAGGUGAAUGGAUUAUCUUGGCAAAGGAGAAAUGCUCACUAACAGGGAUCUAAACAAAUUUGUGCUCAAAUUUUGAGAGAAAUAAGCUUUUUGUGCAUAUGGAACAUUUCUGGGAUCUUUUAUUUCAGCUCAUGAAACAUGGGACCAACAGUUAUAUAUAUAUAUAUAUAUAUAUAUAUAUAUAUAUAUAUAUAUAUGACCUCACCUAAGUAAAAGUAUGUGGGCUACUGCUGUUCUAUUGCAGUCAUUAGGUCAUUAUUGUAAAAGACAAUGUGUUCUUCAUAUUGUUCUUCAUAUAUAUAUAUACACACAUUUAUUUAUGACCAUCAUUUAACCAGGUACAUUUAUUUAUGACCAUAAUUUAACCAGGUUGGUUAUUGAGAAGUCUUGUCUCUCUGGCCAGACCCACGGUGCGCUGCACGCUCCACUGUGAAAAGAGACUAGUCAAUAUGAAGAACACAUUGUCUUUUACAAUAAUGACCUAAUGACUGCAAUAGAACAGCAGUAGCCCACAUACUUUUACUUAGGUGAGGUCAGUUCAGUACAGUUCAAUAUAGUACAGUUCAGUCCAGUUCAGUACAGUUCAAUAUAGUACAGUUCAGUCCAGUUCAGUACAGUUCAAUAUAGUCCAGUUCAGUCCAGUUCAAUAUAGUUCAGUUCAGUCCAGUUCAGUACAGUUCAAUAUAGUUCAGUUCAGUACAGUUCAAUAUAGUCCAGUUGAGUCCAGUUCAGUACAGUUCAAUAUAGUCCAGUUCAGUCCAGUUCAGUACAGUUCAAUAUAGUACAGUUCAAUAUAGUACAGUUCAGUCCAGUUCAGUACAGUUCAAUAUAGCCCAGUUCAGUCCAGUUCAGUCCAGUUCAAUAUAGUCCAGUUCAGUUCAGUCCAGUUCAGUGUGCCCUAG